Messenger RNA from Pocillopora damicornis (cauliflower coral), 1770 nucleotides. RefSeq lists its product as uncharacterized. NCBI's taxonomy places the organism in Eukaryota, Metazoa, Cnidaria, Anthozoa, Scleractinia, Pocilloporidae. The record is from RefSeq and is a predicted model, not a curated record.
UUCACUAUGGCGAUGCGAGUCAGCUAUAUUUUCGCUUCUUCAAUGAAAAUAGAAAAACUUGUUGUAAGGGCUGUAUAUGUGUCAGAUGCUAGUGUGUGAUGUCGCAAAAAGGUUAUGGAACGUUUCUAGAUAGUCUAUACGCGGAAAGAACAGAGCUGACGUCGGUGGGUGAAACAGCUUCAAGUAGAGUGGAUGAGAUAAAUGCCAGUGUUAUGCUGUCUCACGACCCAAUUCUUCAGAGACAAGAUGCAGCAACACAAAAGAGACUUCCUCUUCUAUUUUAUGUCUUUUUCCACUGGAAAUCAUGCACUGGUGUGGCUUGUAUCUUAAUCUGUCUAAAUUUGAGUAUCAUUGGAUUGUUUUCUUUAUCACUCCCGUCUUAUCCAAGGUCUACUGAGAGUGAGUGGCAUGAUGUAGCACAAUACCUUUUCUCUUGUGGCACAUUUGGUUUUACAGGAGGCUGUAUCAAUUAUGUGGCAGUGAUUCUAUUUUUUAAGAAAGUUCCAGGUAUCCUUGGAAGUGGGAUUGUUUUUCAUCACUAUCAAGUUAUUUUUGAAAGUGUGAAGAGUUCAGUCAUCAACACCUAUUUUGAGAGGACAUUUCUUGAAUUAUACAGUGCCCAAAAACUAAAUCAACAAAUAAUUCGUCUAAACAUUGAAGGGCAGCUACAGAGAAUUUUACAGUCAGAGACAGUUGAUCACCUUAUUACCACAGAGCUUCAUUCUUUAUUGAUCUCCUCAGAAGGGCAGCUUUUAUCUGGAGCUGGUAUAAAUCCUUCUUUGCUCUGCCCACUAGUGAAGCCAUAUGUGGUAGAACUUUUAACUGAAGUAGUUCCACUUAUAAUGGAUAGAUGUUCAUCCUUUAUUCAGGAUGAAGGUUUACAAAGUCUGAGACAAGAGGUCCAGAGGUACACAACAAGAACACAAAAUAAAAUUUCUUCACGAAAAGUAGGGCUUUUAAUAAGAGAUAUGAUGUAUGGCCAUUUAAAUCUCCUUACUGUCUUGGGAUGUGCUGCUGGAAUAUUUCUAGGUGUAAUGUCAAAAAUAACAGGAGUCGGCCAAGUACUAUGAGAUUGAAAAUACUGUUCAAAACUCUCUCAAUAGUGACAAGUGUUGAUGCUGUUUUCUGAAGAACUAGCCUUGGCUUUAAACUGUUGAACAUAGAGCAACAGAAUUACUCAUAGUAUCUUUAAUUAAGUAAAGAUGAGACAGAACUCUUUCAUCAAAAUCAAAACCAGUAAUUUAUAUUACUUCAAUUGUAAUUUUUUUUAAUAUGGAAUAAUGGCACAAAUUAUCCUAGAGGAAAUCAAGUCUGGCCCUUAUCCCAAUAUGACUACAAUAUAUUAAGUAAAAGAGAAGGACAUUUAUCUGUUGUUUUUUUGGCAAUCACGUACCUGUGAUUUGUUUUUGGGAUGAACCAGUUAAUUUAUAUUUCUUGUUUGAUUACUUUCUGAUUGAUUGAACUGGUUAUGAAGUUGCUGUUGGAACCUUUUUAUUGUGUUUUUUCCAAACAGAAUUUAGUUUGAAAUAAAUUUUUUUUUGGAAAAAAAGCAAAAUGUUGAAGAAUGAAAAGUUUUGCGAAAGUAUCAAGUCAAUAGGUGAAGAUAGAUAGGACAGUGGAGAAUUUGAGAACUUGUAGCUUUGAGUAACUGGCACAAGAACUGCCUCUUUGAUUACUCCUGCUGUCCUAACCAGUGUGGAUUUCUUGUAACUUAGAGUGGAUGGGUUAGUCAAUUUUUUUAAAAUAAAUACACAGACUGAACAUGUAAAA